GUGAGCAGGCAAGUCAAGGGCUGUUAAAAGUAGAAGAGGAAAGGUGGCCUGUGAAGAUACACAGAGAGACAACUAGAGCCGCAGGCCAAGGUGAAGCUUGCUCCUCUGGUGAGCAGGAGGAAGCGCAGUGGGGGGUGCGGCGUGCACCCAGCCCGGGAUUCCUGGGGCAGCGCCAGGUCCCGACCUGAAAGCCAUUGCUCUGCGCUCUGCCAGCCUGGGAUCGGACAGGGUUAAGGCCAUCACCUGCAGUCAAAGUGCGACCCAGAUGGGAAGUAGGAAGUGCGGCGCCGAGCUUCCUGUAUAAAUAAACGCUCUGGCUGCUGCGCCGCAAGCUGCUGGCUGGUUCUGCAAGGUUCCUGCCUGUCAAGACAAGGAGGCGGAGAGGGACUCCUCCUCUUCCCGAGCUGUAGGUCUGGGCGUGGAGUCCUGUGGCAAUCCUGCAAAAGUGUAAAGCUGUCAGCCAGGCGGAGCACUCAAGGAGAGGGGAGAGAAUGAGAGAGCCCUUCCUCCCCGGUGUGCCAGCUGCCCCCGCUGGCCCAGGCUGGACCUGCUAGAGAGACGCCAGCAGCCCGAGGACCUCAGCCCCAGCCAGGGAUAGAGGAGGCUGCCGACAGGCUGAUGGAUUCUGUUGAUGGGCUCCAGUGUCUGACCAUGACUGCGGAAAACCCACCCUCUGGAGACCUGAUCCCCGCUCCGCUCGUCACUUGCAAGCUCUGCCUAUGUGAACAGUCUCUGGACAAGAUGACCAUACUCCAAGAGUGCCAGUGUAUCUUUUGUACACCUUGCCUGAAACAGUAUAUGGUGCUGUCAAUCCGAGAAGGAUGUGGCUCUCCUAUCACUUGUCCUGACAUGGUGUGCCUAAACCACGGGACCCUGCAGGAAACCGAGAUUGCCUGUUUGGUGCCCGUGGAUGAGUUUCAGCUUUAUCAGCGGUUAAAGUUUGAACGAGAGGUCCACAUGGACCCCCUCCGGACAUGGUGUCCUGUCGCAGACUGCCAGACCGUGUGCCAUAUCACAGCAGGAGACCCCGGACAGCCCGUGUCGGUGGAGUGCCCUUCUUGCCACCUGAAAUUCUGCUCAUGUUGCAAGGAUGCUUGGCACGAGGAGUCCUCCUGCCGAGACAGCCAGUCGGUGAUGCCAGAGCAUGGGGCCCUCUUUGGGACGGACGCGGACUCCCCCAUCAAGCAGUGCCCGGUUUGCCGCAUCUACAUUGAGCGCAACGAAGGCUGCGCCCAGAUGAUGUGUAAGAACUGCAAGCACACGUUUUGUUGGUACUGCCUGCAGAACCUGGAUAAUGACAUAUUCCUCAGACACUAUGACAAAGGACCGUGCAGGAAUAAGCUGGGCCACUCGAGAGCAUCGGUAAUGUGGAACCGAACACAGGUCGUGGGGAUCCUUGUGGGAUUAGGUGUCAUUGCCUUGGUGACUUCACCCUUGCUGCUCCUGGCCUCUCCCUGCAUAAUCUGUUGUGUCUGCAAGUCCUGUCGAGGCAAGAAGAAAAAGCACGAUCCGUCCACAACCUAAAGUCACCUGCACAGACAUCCAGGUUGUAUGAGACAGCACAUCGGUAAAAGCCCCAUUUAGCGACCUUGCCUCCUUCUCCUUGCCAAACUUUGGAAGUGCCUCUGUCCAGACUUUGAACCUGCCUGAAAGCACUGGGUGUUGGAAAGGGCCACGUCUCGUCUCGGGUGUGAGUGUGCCUGUGUAUCGAAAAGCAGCCCCGCAGUCCAGACUAGGUCUGUAGAGCAGGUCGGGAACUUCGCUUUAGCCGGGGAGACUAACACAUCACCAUCUUACCGUCCGAAGGAUCCCACCCGGCUGCUCAUCUCCCAUCCGAACCAAGGAGCCCGGAUGACUCUUCAGCGUGGUAAUUAACGGUCACGCCGUGCCAGGCAGCAUUGCCAACUGAGCUAACGUCUACGUCGGUUCCACUGCCAGGAGACACAUGGCAGAAGCCCAGAGUCGGAGGGGAAGGAUGACACCGCAUAAUAAGUUCUCUGAGCAAUGGAGCCAGCCGCUUAUCUCAGGAGUCGCCGUACUGGCUGGCGUACCUAUGCCGGCUACCAUGUGUGCACUUCUUCAGCGUUCCCACGGUGACUUGGCAGAGACAUAAUAGCUCUCUCCCUGUGUGAUCUCAUCUUCAGGCAGGAGAAACUGCUGUUCAGAGGGAGUCGUCCCUUCCCAGGAAAAGGUGGUAACCUGUAAGACAGCAUGGCCUCACUCAGUGUCUGUUGUUUGGCAGAUGCUGGUCUAAGGCUCACCACUCACAGUCAGCCCGCAGCAGCUGUGGUCUAUAAAAGUGUUCUAUACGGGAUGCGAGUGGGAAAGUUUCAAAGGCCCUGCUGUAGACAGCAGGGUCUUUUCUUGGGCUCUGUGGUCAUACUCCCGACAGAUUAGGAGUUGCACCAGACAGUGUACACCAACAGUACACAUUGUAGUUCAUUCACACAUGGAGAAUCCGUGCGACUCCAACUGGGCAUGUGGGAGAUAUCCAACAGAUGACACAAAAUCAGAUUAUUUUAAAAGACCUUGUCCCUUUCUGUGACUAAAAUGAUUCAUCUAUCAGCAUAAGAGGGUUUUGUUUUGUUUUGUUUUGUUUGCUUAGUACACGUGCUAAUUUUUGUUGUAAGUCCCUAACUUACGCAAGAGGGUAGACACAAAAAAAAAAAAAAAAUCUUUUAAAACAACCCCUCAGUGCAGUUUUCUGCCUCUGUAAUGUGAAAUCAGGUUACCUACCUUCAGACACAAUUUAGAGCAGCUCUUUGCUCAGCCUAAUUUAGUCUCGUUCUCCCAGAAGCUAUGAGUACUUUCUGUGUCCUCAAGAAACAGAUAAGAUGGGGCUGGAGGGAUGGCUCAGCGGUUAAGAGCACCGACUGCUCUUCCAGAGGUCCUGAGUUCAAUUCCCAGCACCCACAUGGUGGCUCACAACCAUCUGUAAUGGGAUCUGAUGCCCUCUUCUGGUGUGUCUGAAGCCAGCUACAGUGUACUUACAUAUGAUAAAUAAAUAAAUCUUCAAAAAAAAAAAAAAGAUAAGAUGACAACGAGAAGUCGGAUGGAAAUAGUUUACGGGUCUUCAGUCGCUGAUCUGCGUCACCUCAGUGUGACACAUCCUGCCUCUUACACGAGGAGUCAGCAAAUAGGUUUUGAAAAGACAAACAUAUUUUUCUGUCUAGCAUUAUACAGUUGCCAUUAGCAAAGCAGUCUGGUGCUUCCUAAGAACUGUGUGUGUUCCGUGUUAACAGAGACCUCUCCUGGAAGCCGUCCAGGGAGAGUAUUCAGGGCCUAUUCUGUUUUCCCAAGGUAACUGGGUGACGAGAUGGUUAAACUGCUGCUAUCCGAGAUCCGUUAUCAAAGACUGACGCCUGGCCUCUGCAAUGGGAUGUGUCCUAAGUGGGGAUGUAUGUAUUCAAGGGAUCACGUGUGUAUAUUAGCAUCUGACGUAUGUACAGAACAUUCCCUGGCCGUGUACUUUUUUUUAUUCACAGUUUGUAUAAAACAUAGAACUCUAGAAAACUUCUGAAUGGCAACCAGCCCAAAUCCUUUUAAUCAUUUAUCAGAAAAUGUCUUCAUAUAAAGUGGCUCCGUCUUCCAGUGAAUGUCUUAAGUACAUCAGAAAAACAAAAACAAACAAAAAAGUAACCAACCCUCUAAGGGUAUUUCAUAUUAGUCUGAAUGUAAGUUACGUCUGAGUGGCUGACUUGCACACAUAGUCACCUGCCUCCCUUGAGGUGAGGGGCAUUUGCCACAGCUCAGGGGAUUACGGGAACUCAAGGGAAAUUGGAUUUCUCUGCACGGAUGUCAGCAGCGACAGCAAGCACCACCAUCACAAAAUUCUCCAGGUUUGCCUGCCUCUAAGUAGGGCCGAUUUCAUGGAACCUGAAAUGCUGUCACCUCCAAAAAUAAGAGCCGGCGGCGGUGGGUUUGGAGGAGUGCGCUUGGGCGAUUUCCCUGAGAAAAUUGAGGGAAAUUGCCUUCUCAGAGAUUUUUAUAAAAGCAUUCGUCUUGAUUUUAUUUUUCGCCUGGGGAGGGGGGGGGUUGUUUGUCCAACUGAUUUUACAUAACUGGAUUUUUUUUUUUUUAAUGUUGCAAAGUGCCUGAAUAAUGGUGUCUUUUUCCUCAAAAUGUAUCAGAGACUUUGGUAGACGGAACCCAAGCGUUUGUAGCUCUGGCUCGCCCCGGGGGCGGCACAAUGCCAGCCCAACUGAUUUUGUUUACAAAGAAGCCCCGGUGGUAACUGUGAGGGGGAAGGGCUGGUGUUCUCCCUUUGGGUAAUUAGCCUCUGAAGGCUUUACUUCCUCUGCCCCUCAGCUUCCUCCUCCUGCCUCAGGAAGAUUCCCAUAACAAGCGUUUGGCUAGAACAAAACUUUUGCAGUCCAUUGGAAUGAAGUAGAUUUAGAAGCCCACCAGGUUCACAUCUGGGUGUAACGACCCACCCUCCAGAGAUCUCACUGGUGGCCAUGGUACAGCACCCAGAGCCUGCAGCCUCUGGGGUUCCCCUCUCAGAAAAUGUCCGAGAAGCGAGGAAGGAGGAAAGCCACAUGGAGGCAAAUGUUAGAGUCUUAGCCGUCCUGUUUGUUCUCGCUGUGGGUAUUUGUUCUGGACUCGAAAUCUGUACUUUGAAAGUGGCCUUUGGAAAGCAAAUAAUCCAGCAUGGAUUUUCUUGUAGUCUGCAUCACAAAAUAAUCCAAGUGGAAAAUUCUCAUUGAUUUUUUUUUUUUUUUUUUGGAUGUACAAAACUGUUUCUUGGAACGCCAAAUUUCCUCUUUAAAAUUACUCAGUAACUAAGUGUGUGACUGCUUUCGCCUCCUGCACCCACUGCUCCUAAAGAACGUAUAUCUCUCUGUCCAUGAAUAGAGGCCUUUAUGUACGUGAACAUGUGGCCGUGAGAACCACAGAAAUGCCUUAGAUGAAUGACAUUUUGUAAAGCUGUCGGAAUUGAUAUCUACAGGCUAUUCACAUCUCCUGUUAGUUCGUGAUCCAGGAAGUUUUGGUCAUGUGCUUACUUAAAUUACUGUUGUAUUAUAUGUUUUCGUUUCCCAAUUCUUUGGGAAGAAAAUUAACUGUUUUAGUCUCUUUAGCCCCAAUAAAUGUGAGCAGAAAACCAA
Molecule: messenger RNA, 5105 nt
Organism: Rattus rattus (black rat)
Lineage: Eukaryota; Metazoa; Chordata; Mammalia; Rodentia; Muridae
Gene: Rnf144b
Product: ring finger protein 144B
Exons: 8
Coding region: 619-1524 (301 amino acids)
Biological process (GO): positive regulation of proteasomal ubiquitin-dependent protein catabolic process; ubiquitin-dependent protein catabolic process; protein polyubiquitination
Cellular component (GO): ubiquitin ligase complex; mitochondrial membrane; cytoplasm
Molecular function (GO): ubiquitin protein ligase activity; zinc ion binding; ubiquitin conjugating enzyme binding
Source: RefSeq, a predicted model, not a curated record